GCACAGCCCAACUAUUUACACACAGGAGGACUGAUAUGGCAUCAGAAGAACAACUAGUGUCCCACAUCGAAGAUGGGGGAGACUUCCUUCACAUGCUCGAGUAUAAAGGCAUUAGCACAACCACCUUUUACGGGAUUUAGGAGGUGCAUCGGUACCCCAGACGGUAUAGCAUUCUGUGUGAGGUACCCGGAGAAAGCCACCAGAAACAUUGGCGCGCCAGAUAGGGGCCUAGUCAUGACUGAGCCGGAAGGAACGGCAGGAGAGGGUAGAAGUGUCGCCCGGGCACUGAUAUUCUCUCCGGGUACUUCAUCAGCAGAAGCGCCAGGUGUUGAAGAAAUUCAUGGUCUCGGAUCCUUGGACCCGCAUGUCCCGGACCAAGUGUCUCCGGUAUCGGAAUUGGAAUCCAUGCGGGCGGAGAUAGCAGCCUUCAGGGAACAAUCCAGGAUCGAUCGGGAACAACAGAGUACCGAUAGGGAAACAAACCGCCUUACGCAACAGAAGAUGCAGGAUCUGGAAGAUGAAAACACAGCGCUGGCCCGAGCACUGGACCGGAGGCACCAGCACAACGAGGCGCUCACCCAGGCCCUGGCUAGGGCAUCCCAACCAGCAACAGGCGUGAACGCUGCCCAGCGGGUAAUCCAAGUACCGGUAGAGUUAUUCCCGGAAAGCUUGAGGCAUCUACCACCACCACCGUUACCACAGCCAGUACCGAAUAUCCCCCCGGUAACCGACGCAAACACGGCAUUACUUGUGUAA
This is a messenger RNA of Rosa rugosa (rugosa rose), 756 nucleotides long. RefSeq lists its product as uncharacterized. The record is from RefSeq and is a predicted model, not a curated record. The transcript has 2 exons. Lineage: Eukaryota; Viridiplantae; Streptophyta; Magnoliopsida; Rosales; Rosaceae. The coding region runs from base 73 to 756 and encodes 227 amino acids.